Molecule: messenger RNA, 17214 nt
Organism: Mytilus californianus (California mussel)
Lineage: Eukaryota; Metazoa; Mollusca; Bivalvia; Mytilida; Mytilidae
Product: importin-4-like
Exons: 33
Coding region: 101-3349 (1082 amino acids)
Biological process (GO): protein import into nucleus
Cellular component (GO): cytoplasm; nucleus
Molecular function (GO): small GTPase binding; nuclear import signal receptor activity
Source: RefSeq, a predicted model, not a curated record
UUCAGGUCUUUAGUGUAACCCGUUUUCUUCCCCCUUACUUAAAUUAACCUGAAUUGGAGGGAAAACGUCAAUAUUGCAGAAAUAAUCUUUUUCCAUAAUCAUGUCCCAGGAGCUGGAAGACACUUUAGCAAAAUUAUUAGUACCGGAUAAUAAUACGAUACAGCAGGCAACUCAACAGUUGAAGGAGCUAUUCAAAGAUCCUGAUAUUAUUCCAGGUUUAUGCAAAGUUUUAGAGUUAUCUCAAGUUCCUCAGGUCAGACAGUAUGCUGCAGUUUUGAUAAGAAGAAAAAUACAGAAAUCAAGACAUUGGCAUGCACAGUCAGUGGUAAUACAACAGAAUAUCAGAGAGAAUAUCUUACAGAUCUUACUGCAGGAAUCAGAAAAGAAUGUCAGGAAUGCAAUUGCACAGGUUGUUGCAACUGUUGCAAAACAUGAUUUACCCAAGAACCAGUGGCCACAACUUUUCCAGUUUCUAACAGCUUAUACAAAAAGUCAGAAUCCAGUUGAAAGGGAGACAGGGAUGUAUUUGUUAUACACAGUGUCAUCAUCUGCUGCAGAACAACUAAAGCCUCAUCUUGUGUCUCUUCUGCAGUUACUGUCAGAAGUUAUAUCUGAUAAUGAAAACCAGUUUGUACCAUAUUAUGUGGUCAGGACACUUACAGAGCUGAUAUUUUUUGUUGGUGAUGAUGAAGUGAAAUAUGUUCAGGAGAUGUUACCAAGGAUUAUAGAUGUAGCUAAAGUACUUAUCCCUAUUGAUGAGGAUCAAGCAUGUGAAGUUCUGGAAGUUUUUGAUGAGAUGUUAGAAUGUGAAGUAGCCAUACUUGUUCCCCAUAUGAAAACAGUCGUAGAUUUUUGUAUUGAGACUGCAGCUAACACUAUCUUAGAAGACAAAGUGAGAGUUAAGGGAAUGUCAUUUAUAGCCACAUUAAUUAAACUGAAGAAGAAAGCAUUUUUGAAAAUGAAGCUAGUUGAUCCUGUACUAAAUGUUUUAUUCGCUUUGAUGUGUGGUAGUGGUGAAGAAGAUAAUGCAGAAGAAGAUGAAGAAGAUUUGGAGUCUUAUAAACCAGCACAAUAUGCUCCUCAGGUAAUUGACACUAUGGCCUUACAUUUACCACCAGAAAAACUUAUUCCUAACCUGAUGCAGUUGGUUGAACCUUUGAUAUCCAGUGACAAUCCAUUGGUCAGGAGAGCGUGUUUUUUAUCCGUAGCAGUAGUAGCAGAAGGCUGUGCUGAUUAUAUUAUAAAAAAACAUCUUCAGGCUUUGUUACACUGCGUAGUGACAGGACUGAACGAUCCAGACCAAGGUGUGAGAAAUGGAGCCUUGUUUGCAAUGGGUCAGUUUUCAGAACAUUUGCAGCCUGACAUUAGUAAAUAUGCAUCAGAGAUAUUGCCAUUGGUAUUCCAGUACUUGGGAAGAGCUACAAAUGAAAUAGAUAAAAACCCAAAAGGCCUGGUCAAAAGUUAUUAUGCAUUAGAAAUGUUUUGCGAAAACUUAGGAAAUGGAAUAGAGCCAUAUUUACAACCAUUGAUGGAACAUUUGCUUGGAGUACUGAAGAUUCCUACAACCUCUGUUAAGCAGAAACAGUUAGCUAUCAGUGCUAUAGGAGCUACAGCUAAUGCAGCAAAAACAUUAUUGAAACCAUACUUUCAAGAAAUUAUAGAACUAUUUAAGGUAUACUUAACUGCUGGGGAUGAGGAAAGUGUAAGGAAAUUGCAGAUCCAAGUAUUAGAUACAUUAGCUGUGAUUGCCAGAUCCAUAGGAAACGAAACUUUUAUGCCAUUGGCACAAGACUCAGCAGUUUUAGGUAUAAGUUUGUUGGAAACAGUUGAUGACCCUGAUCUCAGAAGAUGUGUAUAUUCUCUUUUUGCUGCCUUGUCAUCAUUACUACAACAAGAAAUGGUACCAUACAUGGAGAAACUGGUUAUGUUCAUGAUAAACUCGAUAAAGUCAACAGAAGGAGUCAAGACUCACUAUAAAGAUGAAGAAGAGCAGGUGGUUAUGUUUAAUGGAGCUGAUUUUUGUGAUGAAGAAGAUUUGACAGCUGGUGAUAGUGAAGAAGAGGAAGAUUCCAAAAUUCAUGGAAUAAGUGUAGAGAAUUCCUACUUAGAUGAAAAAGAAGAUGCUUGUUGUGCAUUGGGAGAAUUGGCCGGAAAUGCAGGGUCUAUAUUCUUUCCAUACCUAGAACAAAGUUUUGGUGUAGUGCUGGAAAUGGCCAAUUACCCUACACCUGGUGUGAAGAAGACAGCUUUAGUAGCAGUAGGCAAUAUGUGUAUAUGUGUUUACAAAGCAAGCACACAAAAUGCAUCUGAGGAAAUAAACACAGUAUUAACAAAUAUGUUGCAGUCAGUUGUUAGAAGAAUCUUAGAAAUAGUACAAGAAGAUACAGAUAGAACAGUUGUUAUGACCGCCAUUGAUACUUUAUAUGAAAUGUUAGAAAAAAUAGGAAGACCUGUUUUAGACGUUCAAGGUGCAACUGGUGCCAUUCUUGCAAGGAUGAAAGAAGCAUUUACAAACAAGUUAUCUUGCCAAGAUGAGGAUACCUUAGAAGAUGAUGAUCAACAGGCAGAGUUCGAUGGGAUGUUGAUUGAAUCUGCUGGCGAUGUCCUUCCUGCAAUGGCAAAACUAUUAGGGGGAGACAUAUUCUUGCCUUUUUUCAGAAGUUUUCUGGUAGAUUUAUUGAAAAGAUUAAAAGAAACAAGUUCUGUGGCAGAAAAGUCAUUUGCUGUAGGUACAUUAGCUGAAACUUUGUUAGCCUGUGGGCAGGUCUCAGUAAAUUUUGUAGAUCAACUUUAUCCUCUGUUUAUGAAGAUGAUUAGAGAUGAAGAUGAGGAGGUCCGCAGUAAUUCCAUAUUUGCCCUUGGUGUUCUUAUGGCAAACAGUGGAGAUAAGUUAUAUUUACAUUAUACACAAGUUUUAAAAACUUUGUUUGCAAUAUUGAAUAAAGAAGGCAACCCAAGAGUGAUAGAUAAUAUAUGUGCAGCGACAUGUAGAAUGAUAACAACACAUAAGUCGGCUUUACCACUUGAACAGGUAAUCCCAGUGAUUGUACAAUGUUUACCACUGAAGGAAGAUUUUGAAGAAAAUGAGACGGUUUACAACUGUUUAUUACAGCUUUAUUGUGAUGAUAUACAAUUAAUUAAAGCUCAUAUUCCAAAAAUUCUAGAGUCUAUUUCAUGUGUAGUUGGAACAGAAAAGGUUAAACAAGAUGUACAGUCAACAUUAGUUCAUUUCGUGAAAGAUGUGUCUUUGAAGUACCCUAGGGAUUAUCAAGCUGUCAGAAAUUGUUUACCUGCUGAAAAAAUUUCGAAAUUAGACGCUUGUCUUCAAAUGAGUUUUGGAUGUAGUUAAAUGCAAGCAACUGUUUUGAAUUAUACAUGUAGAUUUUGUCAUGAUCCUUUCUAAGGUUUUGUUCCUCAAAGUUACAGAUUUGAAACUUGAAUUAAUUGGAUUGAUUAUCACCAUAGAUAGACAUUUGAUUUUUCAGCAUUUUCAGGUACAAUCUUCUGCCAUUAAACUUCUCCACUUGAAGUUAUGUUCCUGCUGCAAAUCUUUAUAUGAGUUGUUCAUUGACUAACAACAAGUCACUUCUUCAUUUUUCAACCAAAAUUAUGUUUAAUUAAAAAUUCUUAAACUUAGCUUUAUAAAUAAUUCAGAUAAUUAAAUUUUAUAAAAGAAUUUACAUUAAAUUUUUCUAUUUUGUAUAUUAUAGCAAGAAACAAACUAAAACUGAGGGAAACGCAUCAAGAAAAAGAGAACAUAGAUAGAAACUUUAAAUAUCAAAAAUAAUUAGCAAUACAAGGUCUUCGAAUAAGUCAGCAUGUUCCAAAUCAUCAGUUGAUUCCUUAUUGCAGUAAUUGCCCUUUAAUGACGAUUUUUACCAUUUUUGUUUUGCGUUUUUGUCUAUUACAAUGUAUCUUUAAAAAGUAAAAAAGAUAUAAACUUUAAUUAGCUAUACAAGAUCUACAGAUAAUUCUAAUGGAUGAAAAAGUCAGUUGACUUCUUUAUCGCAGUGUUUGCCCUUUAAUGAUGAUUUCUACCAAUUCUGCCUUUUAUCUUGAAAACUAUAAUGGAUAGAUAUAAACUUUAUAAAUAGCAAAAAUGGUCAGCAAGACAGGAUCCACAAAUAGGUCAACAUUGCUGAUUGUUAGUUGAAUUCUGUUUCAAAAAAUUAAAACAAUUAUGGAUUUUGAGAUUCCUUUUUAAGCUUUUCUCAUCACUUGGUGUACGUCGUCCGUCGUUGUCCAUUCACUUUUAAAAAAAAUCAUCUCUUCUGAAACUACUGGGCCAAAUUUAACCAAACUUGAACACAAUCAUCAUUUGGGUAUCUAGUUUAAAAAUGGUGUCAAAUGACCCCGCUUGUCAACCAACAUGACUAAAAAUAGAACAGAGGAUAAAAUGCACAUUUUUAUACGGAUUUUGCAGCCUUAUAAUGGUAUGACGUUGUCGUCGUCGUCGUCCGAAGACAUUUGGUUUCCAGACAAUAACUUGAAUAUAAGUGUAUGGAUAUCCAUGAAAUUGUACCACAAGGUUCUAUCCAACUAAAGGAAGGUUGGGAUUGAUUUUGAGUGUUGUCCUAACUGUUUAGGAAUAAGGGGCCAAAAACAAGCACUUUUAGCUCACCUGGCCCAAAAGGGCCAAGUGAGCUUUAUCAACACUUGGCGUCCGACGUCCGUCUUCGUCGUCGUCUGUUAACUUUUACAAAAAUCUUCUCUGAAACUACAGGGCCAAUUCUAAUCAAACUUAGACACAAGCAUCAUUGGAGUACCUAAAAAAUGACCCACCUGUCAACCAACAUGGCCGACAUGGCAAAAAAUAGAACAUAGGGGUAAAAUGAAAGUUUUGUCUAUUAUCUUAAAAACCGAUAUAAAUGAAGAAAAUAUGUCGGGGGCAAGAAUGAUGAAAUAUAUUUAUUGUCUGUUUCCAUAAAAACUGUCAGACUACUUCUUAUAGGAGUUAUUGACCUUAAAUGAUAAAGGAUUAGGUCCGGUAAGGGCCGAUUUUGGCCUCAAAAUUCAGGUUCAUUUGAAGAAAGAUUUAAGACACUUUUUAAACACUUAAGUGUCUACUUCAGUCGAUUCAAUUAGUUUAUGUGAAAGAUUUGAACUGAUUUAGUCAUUAAGGACACACAAAUUCAAGCUUAAAUAUGAAAAAUCAAUCAAAUAUGCCAUAAUAUGUCACUUUUCAGAUGGUUUUUGUCAAAAAUGAAAGUGGCCGCAUCCGUGUUCAUUCUCAACCUUUAUAUAUGUUAUGUAUUAUCAUCUAAUACAACUUACAUUUAAAUAUUAAGAAUGAACACAAAUGCGGCCACUUCCAUUUCAGACGGAAACCGUCUGAAAAUUAACCAAAAUGCUAAAAUUUCGAAGAUUUCAGUAAUUUAGCAUGACUUAAUAAUGCUAGUACCCGAUACAUGCCCAUUGUAUUGUCAAAAACAGCCCAUAUUUAUGUAACAGAAGUAUUCGUCUUUCAAAUAAAUAGCUAAAAAUUUACAUUUUAACAAUUUUGUAAAAUUGCUAUAUUUUGGGGCCAAAAAGGGGUCUUACUGGGCCUACUCCUUUUACUAAUGUUUUGCUUUUUUGUCUAAUAUCUUGAAAACAAUAAUAGAUAGAUGAAACUGAAAUAAGCAAAAAGGAUCUGCAAGACAAGAUCUACAAAUAAGAUAACAUGGCUGAAAUCCUCUGAUGAUUCCUUAUUAGAGUUAUUGCCCUUAAAUGACGAUUUUUACCAUUUUUAGCUCACCUGACCCGAAGGGUCAAGUGAGCUUUUCUCAUCACUUGGCGUCCGUCGUCCGUCGUCCGUCGUCGUCGUCGUCGUCGUCGUCCGUCGUCGUUAGCUUUUUACAAAAAUAUUCUCCUCUGAAACCACUGGGCCAAAUUUAACCAAACUUGGCCACAAUCAUCAUUAGGGUAUCUAGUUUGAAAAAUGUGUCCGAUGAUCCUGCCAACCAACCAAGAUGGCCGCCAUGGCUAAAAAUAGAACAUAGGGGUAAAAUGUAGAUUUUGGCUUAUAUCUCUGAAACCAAAGCAUUUAGAGGAAAUCUGACAUAGGGUAAAACUGAUUAUCAGGUCAAGAUCUAUCUGCCCUGAAAUUUUCAGACAAAUCUGACAACCUGUUGUUGGGUUGCUGCCCCUGAAUUGGUAAUUUUAAGGAAAUUUUGCAGUUUUUGGUUAUUAUCUUGAAUAUUAUUAUAGAUAGAGAUAAACUGUAAACAGCAAUAAUGUUCAGCAAAGUAAGAUCUACAAAUAAGUUGUCAUGACCAAAAUUGUCAGUCGACCCCUUUAGGAGUUAUUGCCCUUAAUAAUCAAUUUUUUACAAUUUUUCGUAAAUUUUUGUAAUCUUUUACAAAAAUCUUCUUCUCUGAAACUACUGAUACAAAUUUGACCAUACUUGGCCAUAAUCAUUAUUAGGGUAUCUAGUUUAAAAAGUUUGUCCGAUAACCCCGCCAACCAACCAAGAUGGCCGCCAUAGCUAAAAAUAGAACAUAGGGGUAAAAUGCAGUUUUUGGUUUAUAUCUCUGAAACUAAAGCAUUUAGAGCAAAUCUGACAGGUGGCAAAAAUGUUCAUCAGAUUUAGAUUUAUUUGCCCUGAAAUUUUCAGACAAAUCCGACGUCCCGUUGUUGGGUUGCUGCCCCUGAGUUAGUAAUUUUACAAAAAUUUUGCAGUUUUUUGUUAUUAUCUUAGAUAUCAUUAUAAUAUCUAAUAUCUAAUACUAUUAAUUAUGAUUUUAACCUUAUUUUACAUGAUUUCCAAAGCAUCAGUAAAUACAGGUGAGCGACACAGGCUCUUGAGAGCCUCUAGUUUUGUGUUUUUGUCUUAUAUCUGAAAAACAAUAAUAGAUAGAUGUAAACUUAUAUUAGCAAAAGUGAUCAGCAAGACAAGAUGUACAAAUGAAUCACAUUGUCGAAAUCUUUCGGCGACUCCUUAUUGGCGUAAUUGCUCUUUAAAGACCAUUUUUACCCAGUUUUAAUGGUUUUGCCUAUUAUCUUGAAAACUAUAAUAGAUAAAUGAACACUUCAAACAGUGAAAUUGAUCAGCAAGACAAGAUCUACAAAUGACUUAAUAAGACGAAAUCGUCUGACAACUCCUAAUUGGAGUUAUUGUCCUUUAAUGGCGAUUUUACCUCUUUUUUUCGUUUUUGCUGAAUAUCUUACAAACUGAAAUAGGUAGAUAAAAAUUUAAAUUGGCAAAAAAGAUCAUCAAGACAAGAUCUACAAAGAAGCCUAUGGCAGAAAUCGUCAGUCGACACUGUAAAGAAGUUAUUGCCCUUUAAUGACGAUUUCUACACAUUUUUUUUUAGUUUUUGCCUCAUAUCUUGAAAACUAAAAUAAGAUAUGUAGAAAAUUAAAAUAAGAAAAAAUGAUCAGCAAGACAAGAUUUACAAAUAGUUCAACAUGACUGAAAUUGUUAGUUGACUCCUUAUUUGAGUUAUAGCCCUUUAAUGAUAAUUUUUACCAUUUUUUUUUUUUGGGGGGGGGGGUCAUUUUUGCCUUUUAUAUCUUAAGAGCCCCUAGUUCUUGUUUCAGGACAAUAACUUGUGUAUAAGUGUAUGGAUCUCUAUGAAGUUGUACCACAUGGUUCCAUACCUCAAAAGGAAGAUUGGGAUUGAUUUUGGGGGUGAUGGCCUAAACCGUUUACGAAUUAGGGGCUAAAAACAAGGAUGUUCUGGUUUCCGGACAAUAACAUGAGCAUAAGUCUAUGGAUCACUAUAAAAUUGUACCCAAGGUUCCAUACCAAAAGAGGAAGGUUCGAAUUGAUUUUGGGGGUUAUGGCCUUAACCGUUUAGGAAAAAGGGGCCAAAAACAAUACUUUUCUAAUACUUUGUAUAAUUGCUUAUUUCUUGACCAAUUCCAAUGGGGUUUAAUUUAAAGUAUUGAAUUCUUGGGGUUCUUUAAUAUGCUGAAUCUAACGGUGUAUAUUUCCAAUAAAUAAGGAGGGGACGAGCCCUCAGGGCCCCUGAAUCCGCCUAUGGUAGCACUAUCUUAACAUUAGUAUUAGGCAUUGGAUUAUUGAAAUUUGAGAAAAUAACAAUUAUCUUAAGUUUAUGGAUUUUUAGCAGCAAAUUAAAAAAUAUUGACCAUAAAUUAUGAUAACUCUUUACCGUGAAAGGGUAACUUUAAAAGAAUUAUAUACAUGUACAUAUAAUUUGAUUUUCACUGAACAUGCUGAAGGCCCAUUACAGAAAGAUGUUUCUCAAAAUUAGUAUGUUGUCUUUCUUUUACUUUGAAACAGGACUCAAUGUUUAUAACAUAUAAUAUAUGUGAUUUUUUGUCUGUGACUUUCUGUCCUAUAUUCUGACCGUUAUCAUGACUAGGAAAAAUGACUUUAUACCUAUUUAUAUGUAAUAGGCUUUGCAUCAAAUUUAUAGAAACACUUAGAUUGAACCAUAAUUUUUAUCAAAUAAGAAAAUAUAAAAUGCUUUUCAAACAUAUAAGCAUACGAUAAAUGUAUUGACUUUCGAGAACAUUUGGCAUACCUCAAGUUAAGUCGUUGAAUAUGUUUACUUAUAUUUUCUUAAAAUAUUUUAAACUACCAAGAUAUCGUGCAUGCAGGGGCUCAGGCAUACCUCAAGUAGUCCGUGAAAUGUUUAUUUUUUUAUGAAAAUAUUUAAAACUACCAAGAUAUCCUACACAAGGCUCGGGCAUGCCUUAAGUUGUACGUGGAAAUAAUUAUUUACAGUUAUGAAAAUAUAAAAAACAAUUAUAUUGGAUUUAUCAACUUACAUGUAUUUUUUGCCUACUUCACACCUUGUGUGUGUUACUUUAUAUUUGUGAUCAAACGUGUCAAAUUAUAACCGGUAAUAUACAACAUAAUUCACAACACAGUAAAAUACAAUAUACUACUCAAUACCAUAAAAAGUUUAAAUAACCUGGUGUCCGUCACAGUACCCUAAACUGUUUUUCCCAGUUUUUUUUUAUUAUUUGAUAAAGACUUUACCAUUCAAUCUUAAUAGUUUUUAUACGACCGCAAAAAAAUUUUGCGGUCGUAUAUUGGUAUGACGUUGGCGUCUGUCUGGCGUCGUCCGGCGUCGUCCGAAGACACAUUGGUUUUCGCACUCUAACUUUAGUUUAAGUGAAUGGAUCUCAAUGAAAUUUUACCAUAAGGUUCAAUACCACAAAAGGAAGGUUGGGAUUGAUUUUGGGGGUUAUGGUACCAACAGUUAAGGAAUUAGGGGCCAAAAAGGGGCCAAAAAUAAGCAUUUUUGUAACUUCCAGACAUAACUUGUGUGUUAGUGUAUGGAUCUCUCUGACAUUGUACCACAAGGUUCCAUAUCACACAGGGAAUACUGGGAUUAAUUUUGGGGGUAAUUGCCUCAAAAUAUUAGGAAUUAGGGGCCAAAAAAGGGGCAAAAAACAAGCAUUUUUUUAGUUUCAUGACCUUAACUUGUGUGUAAGUGUAUGGAUCUUUCUGAAAUUGUACUACAAGGUUCCAUAUCACAAAGGGAAAGCUGGAAUUGAGUUUGGGGGUAAUUGCCCAAAACGUUUAGGAAUAAGGGGCCAAAAAGGGGCCAAAAAUAAGCAUUUUUCUAGUUUCCAGACAAUAACUUGUGUUCAAGUGUAUGGAUCUCUCUGAAAUUGUACUGCAAGGUACCAUACAACAAAGGGAAGGCUGGGAUUGAGUUUGGGGGUGAUGAAUCAUAAGGGGGUUCAAAAAAUUUGGGGGGGGAUUUUUUUUUUUUCCUUUUUUUUUUCUUUUAAAAUUUUCCAUUUUAAGUUGGUUAUUUCUGUUUUAUAUUUAAAAGCAAAUAAUAACGAUAUGGUAGGAGAUACACACCAAACAGGAUGUGUAAAUUAUUAUAAAAUAAGUAUUGUGCAAUAGCAAGAAAUUUUCAAUUGCACAGUAUUGCACAAUAGCAAGAAAUCUUCAAUUGCACAGUAUUGCACAAUAGCAAGAAAUCUUCUAUUGCACAGUAUUGUGCAAUAGCAAGAAAUAUCCAAUAGCACAAUAUUGCGCAAUAGCAAGAAAUUGUCAAUUGUACAGUAUUGCGCAAUAGCAAGAAAUAUUCCAUUGCACAGUAUUGUACAAAAGAAGAUACUUCGUAUAAAUUGCUUAUUUCUUGACCAAUUUCAAUGGGGUUUUAUUCUUGAAUUCUUGGGGUUCUUUAAUAUGCUGAUUCUAACCGUGUAUUAAGUUUUUGGAUUUUGGGCCCCGUUUUUAAAUUGGUCCACAUUGAGGUCCAAAGGGUCCAAAAUUAAACUUUGUUUGAUUUCAUCAAAAAUUGAAUUAUUGGGGUUCUUUGAUAUGCCGAAUCUAACCGUGUAUUUAGAUUCUUAAUUUUUGGUUCUGUUUUCAAAUUGGUCUACAUUAAGGUCCAAAAGGUCCAAAAUUAAACUAAGUUUGAUUUUAACAAAAAUUGAAUUCUUAGGGUUCUUUGAUAUGCUGAAUCUAAACAUGUAUUUAGAGAUUUUUGAUUAUGGGCCCAGUUUUCAAGUUGGUCCAAAUCGGGGUCCAAAAUUAAACUUUGUUUGAUUUCAACAAAAAUUGAAUAUAUGGGGUUCUUUGAUAUGCUGAAUCUAAUCAUGUAUUUAGAUUUUUGAUUUUUGGGCCCAGUUAUCAACUUUGUCCACAUUGAGGUCAAAAGGGUCCAAAAUUAAACUUUGUUUGAUUUCAUCAAAAAUUGAAUUAUUGGGGUUUUUUGAUAUGCUGAAUCUAACCAUGUAUUUAGAUUUUGGAUAUUGGACCAUAAUAGGUGAAUGUCCAAUUUAAAAUUUUUAAGUUCUUAGACCACAUUCAUUCUGUGUCAGAAACCUAUGCUGUGUCAAAUAUUUAAUCACAAUCCAAAUUCAGAGCUGUAUCAAGCUUGAAUGUUGUGUCCAUACUUGCCCCAACUGUUCAGGGUUCGACCUCUGCGGUCGUAUCAAGCUGCGCCCUGCGGAGCAUUUUAUUGUAACUUCCAGACAUAAUUUGUGUGUAAGUGUAUGGAUCUCUCUGACAUUGUACCACAAUGUUCCAUAUCACAAAGGGAAUGCUGGGAUUGAUUUUGGGGGUAAUUGCCUCCAAAUUUUAGGAAUUGGGGGCCAGAAAGGGGCAAAAAACAAGCAUUUUUCUAGUUUCAUGACAAUAACUUGUGUGUAAGUGUAUGGAUCUCUCUGACAUUGUAUCACAAGGUUCCAUAUCACAAAGGGAAUGCUGGGAUUGAUUUUGGGGGUAAUUGCCUCCAAAUUUUAGGGAUUAGGGGCCAAAAAGGGGCUAAAAACAAGCAUUUUUCUAGUUUCAUGACAAUAACUUGUGUGUAAGUGUAUGGAUCUUUCUGAAAUUGUACUACAAGGUUCCAUAUCACAAAGGGAAAGCUGGAAUUGAGUUUGGGGGUAAUUGCCCAAAAAGUUUAGGAAUAAGGGGCCAAAAAGGGGCAAAAAAUAAGCAUUUUUCUAGGUUCCAGACAAUAACUUGUGUUCAAAUGUAUGGAUCUCUCUGAAAUUGUACUGCAAGGUACCAUACCACAAAGGGAAGGCUGGGAUUGGUUUUGGGGGUAAUUGCCUCAAAAUUUUAGGAAUUAGGGGCCAAAAACAAGCAUUUUUCUAGUUUCAGGACAAUAACUUGUGUGUAAGUGUAUGGAUCUUUAUGAAAAUGUACUACAAGGUUCCAUAUCACAAAGGGAAAGCUGGGUUUGAGUUUGGGGGUAAUUGCCCUAAACGUUUAGGAAUUUGGGGCCAAAAAGGGGCCAAAAAACACAUUUUUUUUCUAGUUUCCAGACAAUAACUUGUGUUCAAGUGUAUGGAUCUCUCUGAAAUUGUACUGCAAGGUACCAUACCACAAAGGGAAGGCUGGGAUUGAGUUUGGGGGUGAUGAAUCAUAAUGGGGGUUCAAAAAAUUUUGGGGAAGGAUUUAUUUUUUUUUUCCUUUUUUUUCUUUUUUUCCUUUUUUGUUUCUUUUAAAAUUUUCCAUUUUAAGUUGGUUAUUUCUGAUUUAUAUUUAAAAUCAAAUAAUAAUGAUAUGGUAGGAGAUACACACCAAACAGGAUGUGUAAAUUAUUAUGUAAUAAGUAUUGUGCAAUAGCAAGAAAUUUUCAAUUGCACAGUAUUGCACAAUAGCAAGAAAUCUUCAAUUGCACAGUAUUGCGCAAUAGCAAGAAAUCUUCAAUUGCACAGUAUUGCGCAAUAGCAAGAAAUAUCCAAUAGCACAAUAUUGCGCAAUAGCAAGAAAUUGUCAAUUGUACAGUAUUGCGCAAUAGCAAGAAAUAUUUAAUAGCACAGGAUUGUGCAAAAGAAGAUACUUCCUAUAAAUUGCUUAUUUCUUGACCAAUUUCAAUGGGGUUUUAUUCUUGAUUUCAUGGGGUUCUUUAAUAUGCUGAAUCUAACCGUCUAUUUAGUUUUUGGAUUUUGGGCCCCGUUUUUAAAUUGGUCCACAUUGAGGUCCAAAGGGUCCAAAAUUAAACUUUGUUUGAUUUCAUCAAAAAUUGAAUUAUUGGGGUUCUUUGAUAUGCCGAAUCUAACUGUGUAUUUAGAUUCUUAAAUUUUGGUUCUGUUUUCAAAUUGGUCUACAUUAAGGUCCAAAGGGUCCAAAAUUAAACUUAGUAUGAUUUUAACAAAAAUUGAAUUCUUAGGGUUCUUUGAUAUGCUGAAUCUAAACAUGUAUUUAGAUUUUUGAUUAUGGGCCCAGUUUUCAAGUUGGUCCAAAUCUGGGUCCAAAAUUAAACUUUGUUUGAUUUCAACAAAAAUUGAAUAUAUGGGGUUCUUUGAUAUGCUGAAUCUAACCAUGUAUUUAGAUUUUUGUCGAGCCUUCGACUUUAGUCGAAAAAGCGAGACAUAGCGAUCCUACAUUCCGUCGGCGUCGUCGUUGUCGUCGGCGGCGUCCACAAAUAUUCACUCUGUGGUUAAAGUUUUUGAAAUUUUAAUAACUUUCUUAAACUAUCCUGGAUUUCUACCAAACUUGGACAGAAGCUUGUUUAUGAUCAUAAGAUAGUAUCCAGAAGUAAAUUUUGUAAAAAUAAAAUUCCAUUUUUUCCGUAUUUUACUUAUAAAUGGACUUAGUUUUUCUGCCGGUAAAUAUUACAUUCACUCUGUGGUUAAAGUUUUUUAAAUUUUAAUAACUUUCUUAAACUAUCCUGGGUUUGUACCAAACUUGGACAGAAGCUUGUUUAUGAUCAUAAGAUAGUAUCUAGAAGUAAAUUUUGUAAAAAAAAUAAAUCCAUUUUUUCUGUAUUUUACUUUUAAAUGGACUUAGAUUUUCUGCCAGGAAACAACACAUUCACUCUGUGGUUAAAGUUUUUAAAAUUUUAAUAACUUUCUUAAACUAUCCAGGAUUUCUACCAAACUUGGACAGAAGCUUGUUUAUGAUCAUAAGAUAGUAUCCAGAAGUAAAUUUUGUAAAAAUAAAAUUCCAUUUUUUCUGUAUUUUACUUAUAAAUGGACUUAGUUUUUCUGCCGGGAAAUUUUACAUUCACUCUGUGGUUAAAGUUUUUAAAAUUUGAAUAACUUUCUUAAACUAUCCUGGGUUUGUACCAAACUUGGACAGAAGCUUGUUUAUGAUCAUAAGAUAGUAUCCAGGAGUAAAUUUUGUAAAAAAAAUAAAUCCAUUUUUUCCUUAUUUUAUUUUUAAAUGGACUUAGAUUUUCUGCCAGGAAACAACACAUUCACUCUGUGGUUAAAGUUUUUAAAAUUUUAAUAACUUUCUUAAACUAUUUUGGAUUUGUACCAAACUUGGACAGAAGCUUGUUUAUUAUCAAAAGCUAGAAUCUAGAAGAAAAUUUUGUAAAAAAAUAAAUCCAUUUUUUCUGUAUUUUACUUUUAAAUGGACUUGGAUUUUCUGCAAGGAAAAAACACAUUCACUCUGUGGUUAAAGUUUUUAAAAUUUUAAUAACUUUCUUAUACUAUUUUGGAUUUGUACCAAACUUGGACAGAAGCUUGUUUAUGAUCAAAUACUAGUAUCUAGAAGGAAAUUUUGUUUUCUUCCAGUUAACAUUACAUUCAGUCUGCAGUUAAAGUUUUUAAACAUUUAUUAGAUUCAUAAACUAUCCUGGAUUUUUACCAAACUUGGACAGAAGCUUCUUACAAUCAAAAGAUAGUAUCAAGUGAAAUAUUUUUAUUGAUUUACUUCCUCAUUUUUGUUGAGCCUGCGAUUAACAGAAAAAGUAGGUGAGACACUCGGUUCCGCGGAACCCUUACGAAUUUUUGGUUAUUAUCUUGAAUAUUAUUAUAGAUAGAGAUAAACUGUAUACAGCAAUAAUGUUCAGCAAAGUAAGAUCUACAAUUAAGUCAACUUGACCAAAAUGGUCAGUUGACCCCUUAAGGAGUUAUUGCCCUUUAUAGUCAAUUUUUAACCAUUUUUCGUAAAUUUUUGUAAUCUUUUACAAAAAUCUUCUCCUCUGAAACUACUAAGACAAAUUUAACCAAACUUGUCCACAAUCAUCAUUAGGGUAUCUUGUUUAAAAAAUGUGUCCCAUGACCCCGCCCGCGAACCAAGAUGGCCGACAUGGCUAAAAAUAGAACAUAGGGGUAAAAUGUAGAUUUUGGCUUAUAUCUCUGAAACCAAAGCAUUAAGAGUAAUCUGACAUAGGGUAAAACUGAUUAUCAGGUCAAGAUCUAUCUGCCCUGAAAUUUUCAGACCAAUCAGGCAACACGUUGUUGGGUUGCUGCCCCUGAAUUGGUAAUUUUAAGAAAAUUUUGCAGCUUUUGGUUAUUAUCUUGAAUUUUAUUAUAGAUUAUAGAACUGUUAACAGCAAUAAUGUACAGCAAAGUAAGAACUACAAAUAAGUCAACAUGACCAAAAUUGUCAAUUGACCCCUUAAGGAGUUAUUGCCCUUUAUAGUCAAUUUUUUACAAUUUUUUCAUAAAUUUUGUAAAUUUUUGUAAAUUUUUUACAAAAUAUUUUCCACUGUAACUACUGGGCCAAGUUCAUUAUAGAUAGAGAUAAUUGUAAGCAGCAAGAAAGUUCAGUAAAGUAAGAUCUACAAACACAUCACCAUCACCAAAACACAAUUUUGUCAUGAAUCCAUCUUUGUCCUUUGUUUAAUAUGCACAUAUACCAAGGUGAGCGACACAGGCUCUUUAGAGCCUCUAGUUUUGAAAACUUGUAAACAGUCAAGAUCCCCACCCUGAAACCAUAUAUAUUCUUGUAUGUUACAAUAAAACAAAUCAAAGGAAACAAAAGUCAAGUCCCCUGGGGUCAUCCCCACCUUCUUUCUGUUUAAGAACUUGUAAACGGUCGAGAUCCCCACCCCUAAACCAUAUAUAUUCUUGUAUGGGACAAUAAAACUAAUCAAAUGAAAUAUAGGGGAAGUCCAUUGGGGUAACCCCUACCCCCUUUUUUUUGAUAACUUGUAAACAGUCAAGAUUCCAACCCAGAAACCAUAUAUAUUCUUGUAUGGGACAAUAUAUCAAAUCAAAUGAAAUAUAAGGGAAGUCCACGGGGGUAAACCCUACCCCUUUCUUUUUGAAAACUUGUAAACGGUUCAGAUCCCCACCCCUAAACCAUAUAUAUUUUACAGGGACAAUAAAAUAAAGCAAAUUAAAUUUAGGGGAAGUCCCCUGGGGUAACCCCUACUCUCCUUUUUAGCUCACCUGGCCCGACCUGACCUGCCUCUAGUUUAGCUCACCGGGGCCCUUCGGGCCCCAUGUGAUCUUAUGCCAUCACUUGGCGUCUGUCGUCUGUCGUUGUAAACUAUUUCAAAAAUCUUCUCAUCUGAAACUACUGGGCCAAAUACCUUCAAACUUUAACUAAAUGUUCCUUAGGGUAUCUAGUUUAUAAAUUGUAUCCGAAGUUUUGAUCCACCGACAAACAUGGCCGCCAUGGCUAAAAAUAGAACAUAGGGGUCAAAUGCAGUUUUUGGCUUAUAUCUCAAAAACUUAGGCUUUUAGAGCAAAUCUGACAUGGGGGUAAAAUUGUUCAAUUGGUCAAGAUCUAUCAGCUCUGAAAUUUUCAGACAAAUCGAACAACCCAUUUUUGUGUUGCUGCCACCGAAUUGGUAGUUUUAAAAAAAUUUUGCAGUUUUUAUACGACCGCAAAAAAAAUUUUGUGGACGUAUAUUGGUAUGACGUCGUCAUCGUCGUUGUCCGAAGACACAUUAGUUUUCACACUACAAAAAAGUUAAUAUGACCAUAAUUGUCAAUUGAGCCCUUAAGGAGUUAUUGCCCUUUAAAGACAAUUUUACACAAUUUGUUCAUCAAGUUUGCUAACAUUUAAAAAUCUUCUCCUCUGAAACUACUGGGCCAAUUACCUUCAAACUUUAACUAAAUGUUCCUUAGGGUAUCUUAAUUAUAAAUUGUAUCCGAAGUUUGUAUCCAUCGACAAACAUGGCCGCCAUGGCUAAAAAUAGAACAUAAGGGUCAAAUGCAGUUUUUGGCUUAUAUCUCAAAAACCAAAUCUUUUAGAGCAAAUGUGACAUGGGGGUAAAAUUGUUUAAUUGGUCAAGAUCUAUCGGCCCUGAAAUUUUCAGACGAAUUGAACAACCCAUUGUUGGGUUGCUGCCACCGAAUUGGUAGUUUUAAAAAAAUUUUGCAGUUUUUAUACGACCGCAAAAAAAAUUUUGUGGACGUAUAUUGGUAUGACGUCGUCAUCGUCGUCGUCCGAAGACACAUUAGUUUUCACACUCUAACUUUAGUUUAAGUGAAUGGAUCUCUAUGAAAUUUUACCAUAAGGUUCAAUACCACAAAAGGAAGGUGGGGAUUGAUUUUGGGGGUUAUGGUACCAACAGUUAAGGAAUUAGGGGCCAAAAAUAAGCAUUUUCUAGUUUCCAGACAAUAACUGUGGAACGGUGUAUGGAUCUCUCUGAAAUUAUACUACAAGUUUCCAUACCACAAAGGGAUGGUUAGGAUUUGCUUUGGGGGGUUAUUGCUCAAACCGUUUAAGAAUUAGGGGCAAAAAAGGGGGAAAAACAAGGUUGUCCUCAUUAAUGGACAAAUACUUUAGUACAAAACAUAAUUUAAAGCAGUGUAAGGGAGAUAAAUCAAAUACAUCAUUGAAAUUAUCUCCCUUACACUGCUUUUAAAUUAUGUAUAAAGUAAUGGUUAAUGAACAAUUAAGAUAAUUUAAAACAGUGAAAGGGAGGUAAUCCAAAUACAACGUUUUGGUUACUUCCCUUACACUGCUUUUAAAUUAUGUUUAAAGAAAUGCAUAUUUAUAAAGGAAGACCAGUAUGGCGCAUUAGAUUUGUAAAAUCUUUGACCACAUUUAUUUAUUUGUUAUGCCGAAUCUAACCGUGUAUUUAGAUUUUUAAUUUUGGGUCCAGUUUUCAAAUUGGUCUACAUUAAGGUCCAAAGGGUCCAAAAUUAAACUUUGUU